UUCCAAGGUGUUUGGCUCUUUAGCAGCUUCAGAUAGCACUUAUGUCACUAUAGUCAAGUUGCCUCAAGGUAUACAAUCUCUGGCCGACCAACAAGCCAAACCCCAAAAUCCACCAAUCCCAGUUGGGACUUUGAUUCAAUCUACUCGAAUUGCCUGCAUUGUCGAUGCCUAUACCCAAACACUUAACGAUAUCAUAAAGAGGUAUGAUGCGAACACUCUACCCUGGGGUCACGCGAUUAUUUCGAGCGCCGUUUCAACCCAGUUGUCAGCAAUGCCACCAGGAGAUCUCUGGUAUGGCGUUUGGUACAAGGAAAUCCAGAAAAUCUUGUCUAUUGGAGGUAUUGUGGUUCAGAGUGGAGGAAAUACAGCGGCACAACAAAGUGGAAUAUCCUCAAUCCCAGCAUUAUGGAGAGACCGUAAAGCCGCUCCGAUCAUGGUUGUUGGAGCCACCGACAACUUUGGCGUCAGAACCUACUUUUCAAACUGGGGAACACCAGCGAAUUUUCCAGGAACUGGCAUUGAUGUCUAUGCACCAGGGCUUGCAAUAACAGUCGAUGUGGCGAAUGGGGGUUCUGCGGUAAAAAAGGGGACAUCAUUUGCUACUUCGUUUGUUGCAGGUCUCAUUGCAUACUUCUUGAAUGUCGACGGCCACCGUGCAGCUAUUGAGGAGAGCUAUGCGAACAGACAAAAAGCCGACUAUUCAGAUUAUUUCAAUUGGCAAAGGGUGGUUACAGAUUAUGUCACUACUUGGGCAUACCCGAGAAGCACCAACCCAGAUCCCACAGUCCGUAUGGUCUACAACGGUGCUAUUCCUAAAGGAUCCAAUGCAGGUUUUGUUUGCCCUGCUGCUCUUAACUAUCCACUGGUCAAACGUGGGGGGACAAAUAUGGCACCAAACAGUUGUGGACCUCCAAUCGAUCCUCAGUCGAGUGCUACAAACACCGCCAUUAGUAGCAAGAGUGUUGCGCCAACUACUCUGUUGACGACUACUAGGAAGUCUUCAAGCUCAAAUCCUGCUACAACUAGUCAUCCACCACCGACUUCAACUCCACGUCCUGCCUUGAGUAAAGGAUCUAGUCUAACUCCUCUACCACCAAAAUCUUCAACUUCACAAGCUUCGCAGAUCUCAAACAAGAUAUUUCCGACCCAUCCAUCAUCGGAGAAUAGUUUACUCCCGACCAACCCACCACCAAUCACUUCAGCCCAUCAACCCUCACUCACCUUGACGCAUCAUGCUUCUUCGAGUGGAACAUCCAGUAAGAUCUAUCCAAUCACGAGCAAGAGUCCCGUACCGAGUACAACCAAGCAUCAAAUAGCUCCUCCUCCGCCCAUCUGUGGGAGAGACAUCCAAGGACGCAUGGUGUGCCACUAAGUAGCCCUUUGGAUACGACCCAAACUUUUUGAAGAUGGGGCGAACUUGGCAUUUUCAAAGUUUCCAAAUUUUGGCC
Molecule: messenger RNA, 1448 nt
Organism: Mollisia scopiformis
Lineage: Eukaryota; Fungi; Ascomycota; Leotiomycetes; Helotiales; Mollisiaceae
Exons: 4
Coding region: 272-1372 (366 amino acids)
Biological process (GO): proteolysis
Molecular function (GO): serine-type endopeptidase activity
Source: RefSeq, a predicted model, not a curated record